CAAACAAACGUUAUCAAAUUAGUUUGGUUUAUAGAUAUCUGAAAAGUCACGUAGAUCUAUCAUAUAAAUCCAAUCUGUCAGUUCAUUCUAUAAAUAGCAUUGAUCAUAUGAUCUUCACUGAAAAGAAACGACCGAGGUACAGAGAGUGACACUGGUAAUGACAUCGACAGCGAGACGAUUAUUUGGAUUUUUUCAAGUUGUAUGAAUAGUUGGCGUCCUGUUUAUUAGAUAUCAGAUCAAGCAAAUUUAACAUAUCAUUGGCAGAUCUUGUAAAGAUCAGGGUGGAUAUUUUUCAAAACAUUACCAUUCUCUGAUCUUACGAACACUGUGUGAUGAUAGUGACUUGUUGAUGGCUAGCUGGCAGACAAUGCAGGACAAGAAGAACCCAAAGUCCCGGAGUAGAAUGGGAGCAGAAGAAAGCCGGAAUGGAAACUACGGUCUGAUGGGAGCAAGUGCAGUGGUAGCUAAUAUGAACAGACAGGCUGUUAAGGCAAGGGCCUGGUCACUCCUACAUCAGUGCUCUCUUGACCAGUGGAAGGGAGGACAUGCAGAAGCAGCGGGGUUCUCAGAGACGACAAUGUUGUGCAACGGUGUUCUGUAUAAGGACUGCAGUUUGACAUUCUGUACCAGUAGACAGGGUAUUAUCAAUAUCAACAAAUCUGGACCACUCUUCAGCUUUCGGAGGAAGAGUAAAUUUACCAAAAUGGCCGAGCACUUUGAGUACAACCACAUCCCUGCUCACCUGUCCUCCAUACAGAACUUCCAUGUUAAGAGUGUGCUGUGUUAUAAGAGCAACACAGUUGUGCUACAUCUAGUUCGAAACUUGAUGACCUUAUUUGCAAUCAUAGAUCUGGGUGUGAAUAAGUAUGUAGGCAUUUUCGGGAAGCAGUCUGUCGAGUUUGUGAAUGAGGCUGUUCGUGGAGAAAUCAGCCCAGAUGGAAGCAUGUGUAUGAUUAAGAUACCUUCCCUGAAGAGUGACACAAACGCAUUUGUUUUUCAACUGUACAGUCUGGAGACUCGGGAACUGAUGUGUGAAAUCUCACCGCCAUACAAUCACUCUCUAUUUGCCUUUGAUCCACGAUUUUGUAUGUCACGUAUUGCAGCCACCAGUUUUGUACAUGGUGAGGACAAUAGCUUGAGUCUAGUCCAGGUUGGAUCAUGGGACGUCCUUGCCACAAACUCACGGGUUGAUGAUGUCCACAGAAGCCUUGAUCCCAAUCUCAAGGAUUUGAAGUUUUCUCGAGAUGGACAUCUCAUCAUGGCCUUGAUGGUAACAAGUGGAUGCCACUGUCGGGAGAAGAAGGCCAGAAGAUUCCAGCCAAUUGAUUUGAGCAUUUAUAUUUUUGAUGGUGACAAUGCCCGUACUUUGCACUGCAUUCAAUACCACCGCUAUGCGUGUGGGUUGCAUUCUUGCCCAAUAAACUACAUGCCUAUUUUCUCCCAUUGUGGCAGUCGGAUGGCUAUAGUUCUCAAUGACAUGGAGACAACCAUUGACCAUGUUCAGAUCUACAAACUGCCGAUGUAUGGAUCGCUGCAGAAUCGGUGCCGUAUUCGUAUUUUGCAACACUUCCCUCCAGAUGUCAUCUCCCGACUCCCAUUGCCAGCACGCCUCAUAAACUAUCUCAAGUUCAAACCAGAAUACGCAUGAACACAAUGUUGCACAAAAACUCAUUUCCUAGUGAUGACAUAUCCUUGGCAACGCAAACAUUUUUAUUUUCUCCUUUUCAGCUUAAUACCUUGUGGUGCCACUGGAAGCACUAUUUUAUGCUAUAUUUGCUAGUUUUCAUAUAUGGCGAAGUGAUAAAGACUAGUCCUAGUGUUGGUUUCCAAGGCUGCAAACAGCUCCGGUGUAAUUAAAGCAGCACAAAAUCAUUUUCACCAACUUCCACAAACUUGUCAUCUCUUCAAUCAGCUUAAGAGAAUCAUCUAUCAAGAGCAAGAAGAUGGCAGCCAUUUUUUCCCAGGUCAAGUUAUUCCUAAUCAGUCAUCCGUGCCUUGCAUUUGAUUGGUUGGUAUAUGCUGCCUUGAUGUCAGUCACCGAUAGCAGCCUCAGUUAUAACAAGAUAUUACUUGGAGGCAAAAUAUACCAAAGAGGUAGCAGAUGACCUAUAGAGGUCUUUGUAUUAACACCAAUUACUGUAUUCAACCUAACAGAAGUGUCCUCGUCAUAAGUUACAGGGGAGUUGGUGAUGGAGCUUAAGGUGACUUGUAUUGGAGAGGGUGGUGGGUCUCAAAAAUAUGUUUGUAAUGACUUAGGAACACUUGUUAGAUUGAAUACUGUGAAUGAUUUUUAUUUCAAAAUGAUAAAGUAGAAAGUCGGAUACCCAUGUAAUCUUAGGCCAGAUUUUUUUUUACUUUCUGGUAUACAGAAUUUUGUGCAAAAAGUUAUGGUUUGUCGUUAUUUUUAGGCGGGGAAAAGUCUACAAACUGUUGUGGACAUGAAAGUUUGGUUUCUUUGGAGUGCUUUAAACAUUUUUUUCCCCAUUUCUUAUUAUAUUAUGAUCAGAUGAACGGUGAUGAAUCUGUGAUCAUAUUUUAUAAAAAGUCUGGCCUUUGUGAAUUUUAGAUAGAAAAAAACAUCAUACUCUUUUAUAUGAAUAUUUAUUUUUGUUAACUCCGUUCUAAAAUGCUCAAGAAUGUUGUGGACAUGAGAUACUGCACGACCAUUUCCCUGAUGAAUGGAAACAAGUGAAAAUCCAGCAUCAUACUUGCCUAAUGACUGAUAUUACUUUCAUGGCAACUGUGUUUUGUGAUUGCUUGGUGUUUUAUGUAGGAUGACUCUCCUAAGGAAUGUUUUUCCAAGUUCUUUAAAAUUUGCAUUGCAGAGUGGUUCUGAACAAAUGUUUUUUGUGUGAACAAGAGACAUAUUAU
Haliotis rubra (blacklip abalone) is the source of this 2871-nucleotide messenger RNA. RefSeq lists its product as uncharacterized. The record is from RefSeq and is a predicted model, not a curated record. Lineage: Eukaryota; Metazoa; Mollusca; Gastropoda; Lepetellida; Haliotidae. The transcript is spliced from 3 exons. Gene Ontology annotation, biological process: intracellular signal transduction. Bases 350 to 1648 code for a protein of 432 amino acids.